This is a messenger RNA of Schistocerca cancellata (South American locust), 987 nucleotides long. RefSeq lists its product as uncharacterized. Bases 118 to 987 code for a protein of 289 amino acids. Gene Ontology annotation, molecular function: structural molecule activity. NCBI's taxonomy places the organism in Eukaryota, Metazoa, Arthropoda, Insecta, Orthoptera, Acrididae. The record is from RefSeq and is a predicted model, not a curated record. The transcript is spliced from 2 exons.
UCGCAAUUGACUGGAGUCAUACAUGAAAUUGGCAUUCAUUUGUGGGAAAAUACGGCUUGAAAUUGAAGACAGCUGUUGAACAACGUAUUGGAAAAACUUUGUAUCCGAAACAACCAAAUGCCGAAAAAACAGAAUUAUGAUAUUCCACCGUGGGAACGGUCUAAUUGGGAGUUCAUGCAUGAAGGCCAGAAACGCUAUGCCUAUGAACAAUGGCUAAUGUCUCGUGUUCGCCGUGGUUUGCCUAUAGAUCACGCCUGCCCAUCAACAUCUGGUUCAGCCACUGGAACAAGUUCUGUAAAUGAACAUCACGUCGACCACAAGGUAUCAGACAGCGAAGAAGACGAAGACGAACAAGGACCAGAAGAAACACAACAACAUUCUGAACCACAACGUUUAGUACCUUAUUCUGAUAGUGACGAAGGUAUGAGUUCACCAAUGCAUGCAGCACCAUCUGCUAACUUGGGUGAUUCUCCGAAUACUCAUGUUGAUCCGUUACCUGCUCCUUCUAUAUUAGAUACAGGUAAUAUUACAAGAUAUCGCAAAGUACAUAGAUUUUUCACAUAUGGUUUAGCAUAUAAAGUGAUUGAACAUGAAAAGGUAGUAUGCAUGGUUAUUCCUUUGGCAGAAAUUCCCGUUGAUAGGCCAUUUUUGUAUAUGACACCUUCUGAAUUCGAUUUAUUACCUGAUGGUAGUAGAAUUAUUCAUUGUUCUGUAAAAGUAAUUGCACGAAAUCCUAGAAUUGCUUUUCCGACUAAUUCAAGUGAUACAGAACUUGCAACAUUAAAUCAAAAUAAGAAUAUGAUUACAAGUGUAGGGAUUAAUUUGAAAAUACCGGGUAUUAAUGUAAAGCCUACAGCAUUUACUGCAACUGCAAUCAUAAACGAAAGUUUGAUUCCAUUUGGAAGUCAUGGUAUGGUUAUAGAAAUGAUGAAGCAGAAUUUCUUACUAAAGUGCCUGCACAUCAAUUUGGACGACCCAUUAAUUUGA